AUGGAAAUGAUGCAUCAAACCGAUUGUGACAGUAAUCUGAUCUACGGAAUUGUCCUUGACCAUGGCGCUAGACAUCCUGAUAUGCCCAAGAGAGCUACCAAUGCAUAUAUUCUUAGCUGUAAUGUCUCGAUGGAGUACGAAAAAAGGUCCUUAAUUGCUCAUAUUGUUAGCGAGGUCAAUUCUGGUUUCUUUUAUCAAACUUCAGAGCAGAGGGAUAAAUUAGUGAUUGGUGAGAGGCAGUUCUGCGAUGAAAAUGUGAAGAAAGUGAUUGAACUAAAGAAGAGUGUUUGCAAUGAUGGAAAUGGAUUUGUCCUUAUUAACCAGAAGAUUCCCUUGUUCCUGGUGCUGCUGCUUUUGAAAUACGUGGGUCUCAUCUUCUAUCCAAAGCAAAUGUUAUUGGAAUGGAGAAGUGCGGUAGUCCAAUAUUAUUUAUUUACAGGAGUUGAGGUUUUUGCUAAAGCAUUGGAUGUGAUACCAAAGACAUUGGCCUCUAAUGCUGGACAUGACUCCCACCAAUCGCUGGCCGCUUUAAAGGACUCGACUCUCUCUUACGUGGGACUAGACAUGGUUACCGGUGGAGUGAUGGAUCCUGUUCGUGAAGGAGUAUUUGAUAAUACUUGUGUUAAGGCACAUUCGAUCUCAUCUGCGUAUCUAAUUUUAUUUUUCCUCAGAUGUGUUAUGGCUUCUAACUUGCUUCAGGUGGAUGAGAUUAUGCGUGCCGGGAUAUCAUCUGUAAAAUCAGGAUUGACCAACUAA
Molecule: messenger RNA, 756 nt
Organism: Octopus sinensis (East Asian common octopus)
Lineage: Eukaryota; Metazoa; Mollusca; Cephalopoda; Octopoda; Octopodidae
Product: T-complex protein 1 subunit zeta 2-like
Exons: 2
Coding region: 1-756 (251 amino acids)
Biological process (GO): protein folding
Cellular component (GO): chaperonin-containing T-complex
Molecular function (GO): ATP binding; ATP-dependent protein folding chaperone
Source: RefSeq, a predicted model, not a curated record